Messenger RNA from Paecilomyces variotii, 1566 nucleotides. Its product is annotated as putative ubiquitin fusion degradation protein Ufd1. Gene Ontology annotation, molecular function: polyubiquitin modification-dependent protein binding. The coding region runs from base 203 to 1399 and encodes 398 amino acids. Gene Ontology annotation, cellular component: VCP-NPL4-UFD1 AAA ATPase complex. The record is from RefSeq and is a predicted model, not a curated record. The transcript has 3 exons. NCBI's taxonomy places the organism in Eukaryota, Fungi, Ascomycota, Eurotiomycetes, Eurotiales, Thermoascaceae.
CGACAACCAGCUGUCCAAACCACUUGCUGGGCGACGCUUUUUGACGCAUCGAGAUAAUCCGGCGUUCUUUCUCAGGACUAUUUCAUAUCUCACAGGGAAGACUGUAUCCAACGGUUCAUAGUUUUUCAGGUCACAUCGGAACCUAAUACAAGCUCCCCGCCAUACGGAGAGCGGCCAUCGGCUUCUUGAUACAUUCACCAAAAUGUUCCGUUCAGAAUUCUGGGAGGACGACCCUAUGGAGGGAGUCAUGGGCUCCUCCAUGUUCCAUCGCGGCGGUGCCUCUCGCCGCUUCGACGAGUACUACCGUUGCUAUCCUGUAGCAAUGAUGCCUGGACCAGAGAGAGAGAAUGUGAACCACGGUGGCAAGGUUAUCAUGCCGCCCAGUGCCCUGGAUAAGCUGACUCGGCUUCACAUCACUUAUCCUAUGCUUUUCGAGCUGCACAAUGGAGCAAAGGAGAGGAUGACACAUGCUGGUGUGCUGGAGUUUAUCGCGGAGGAAGGGAAGAUUUAUCUACCAUUCUGGAUCAUGCAGACGCUCCUUCUUGAGCCGGGCGAUCUCCUCCAGAUCAAAUCAACAGACCUGCCUUCUGGCCAGUUUAUCAAACUGCAAGCUCAGUCGACAUCCUUCCUCGAUAUUAGCGAUCCCAAAGCCGUUCUAGAAAACGUCUUCCGUAACUUCUCAUGUCUCACGAAAGGCGAUGUGUUUACGUUCCAUUACAAUGAUCAGGUGUACGAAAUGGCGGUUUUGGAAACUAAGCCGGCCAACGAGAAGAACGCCAUCUCCGUCCUGGAGACAGAUUUGGAAGUCGACUUUGCAGCCCCCGUAGGCUACGAAGAGCCCAAAGUUCCUAGCGGGACGAGUACUCCUCUGAGCAUGCCUGGUGGAAAGAUCCCACCUGGUGGCAUGCUUCAUCCUCACGGCACUAUGGCUCAGGCUAUCAACUACGCCGCCAUUGCUCCAGAGUCCACAGAUGCGAACAAAGGUGCCAAGGCCGCGUCGUCGAAUUUCCUCCUGGGUGGCCAGCGGUUGAAUGCGAAGAAAGGAAGUAAAGCUCCAACACCUCAGCCUACCACACCUGCUCCGGGAACAGCCAAGACACAGCUUCCACCUCCUACACGGAGGACGAACGGACCAAUGCCGCUACGACUGCCUCCGAAUCAACUAUUCUUCGGCUACGCUAUCAAGCCCGUGAAGAAACGCGAUGAGCAGGGCAGAGUCGCUGAUGAAGAGGAGAAGCCGAAGUUCCAGGGUGCUGGACAGACCCUCCGGCAGAAGAAGAAAGGCGUUAGUGGAGCAGGCACCCCUGCAUCGGGCAGUGAUGCUGAAGGUUCCAAGGGAAAGGAUUCGAAAGGCAAGGACACCGGCCGUUCUCUUGGGAGCUCCCGAACCCUCCGGUAAAGGCGUCUUGAUCUGGAUAUCUAUAGUCGCGUUAUCCUUACGACUGUAGCUCUAUUCUUCGAACGAUAUUAAUCGGCUGGCGCUCUAUGUGUUUCUGGUGCAUAGCGGUUUGGGUUGGCGCUUAAUGGUACUGUGACUUCUUCUGAAAUAGAAAUAUACGUGGGUUU